CAUGCUUCUACUAUUCCACAAUAUCCCUAGAGUCUACAGCCUUCAAAAUCAAAACAAAUCCAUCAAACCUUUCAAGUGGGCAACAAUAAAGUUCACGUCAACAACACACUAUUAAAGUGGUCAAUUUUUUACUGUUUUUCACUGCAUUUUGCAUCCCCCCACUUCCCCAGAAAACCCAAGCCAACCUUUCAAAGAUCCCCACCAAGCUCUCAAGUUCCAAGCUUUCACCUUUAGAAUAGAACUUGGGGUUUGUCACCUGGUUUCUCCAUUUCAGCUCCUCAAUGGCAGCUCUCAAUCUCUCCCAGGUCCAAACCCCGCACACCCAUUAGCAGUUUCUGAGCGCUCUCUCUCUCUCUCUCUCUCUCUCUCUCUCCAGUCCUCCAGAAUAUCAUGAAAUUUUCAUUUCUCAACCAAAUCCCACAUCAAGAUUCCACUCCCAUUGCCAUUUCAUAGCUUCCUGAUCUGUUUCUGAUAUGCAGAACCCACUUUGCUAACCAAAUCCCACAUACCCAAUUUCACUCUCGCUCUCACUGAGCCAGUCCUCAACAAAAUCCCAGAUACAAAUCUUAUAACCCAUUUUCCCAAAUCCAGCAUAAACCUCACUUCUGUAUCUUGGAAUGCCAAAAUCUGUAGAAAACCAAGAUGAACCCAAUACACAGAGCUUCAAGAUCUGUACAAGGCUCUAUCUCUGGCCACAUUUAGCAACACCGAUAAACCCUUUUAGAGAUUUUGUUAUUGUGCCAAUGAAGCGCUCGGUUCGUCCAUUGUUUAGCCUUCUUCUACUCAUUGUGUUCGCUGCUACGCUGAGCUGUCGAACCGUGGUUCGCCAUAGCUUGAGUUCGAUUGAGCUUGAAAAGAAGGUACUAAUCCAACCACCAAAGCCAGUGUUCAAUGCCACUCUGCUCAAAUACGCUGCCGUUGAUGCAAGCGAAGCUAAAGCCAAGCAGGAAAUAGAGCAACUGUUGGAGGGUAACUUUGCUAGUCUUGGUAGAUACAGGACUUUUGCUUCUUGGAGACGAUUUAAUCACCAUGAUAUCAGAGCAAGGACCUCCGUUGGCUUACCGGUAAUGCUUCGCUCUCCUCAAUUCUAUCGUUAUUGGUUGGAUUUUAGGAGAGUUUUGAGUGACUGGUCAAGAAUCAAACGGUUUCAGCCUGAUGUUAUGUUGGAUUUAGUUAGGCUUGUUAGAUAUCCCAUUGAUAGGCACAGUGGUUUGGUGGAUUCAGAACAACGACGCUAUUCCUCGUGUGCAGUUGUUGGGAAUAGUGGGAUCUUGUUGAAGAGUAAUUAUGGUGCUUUAAUUGAUAGUCAUGAGGUAGUAAUUCGAUUGAACAAUGCGAGGAUUCAGGGUUUUGAGGGGAAAGUUGGGUCGAAAACAAAUAUUUCGUUUGUAAAUAGUAACAUUUUGCAUCUUUGUGCUAGGAGAGAUGGUUGUUUUUGCCACCCUUACGGACUUAAUGUGCCUAUGAUUAUGUACAUUUGUCAACCGCUGCAUUUCUUCGAUUACACGGUAUGUAAUAUAUCACACAAAGCGCCUUUGCUUGUGACUGAUCCUCGGUUUGAUGUGUUGUGUGCAAGGAUUGUGAAGUACUAUUCAUUGAAACGGUUUGUGGAGGAGACAGGGAAGUCGUUUGAUCAGUGGGGGGCUGUUCAUGAUGGUGCUAUGUUUCAUUACUCUUCUGGUAUGCAAGCUAUUAUGCUUGCUUUGGGAAUUUGUGACAAAGUUAGUGUAUUUGGAUUUGGGAAGUCGGAUUCAGCUAAGCAUCAUUAUCAUACAAAUCAAAAGGCUGAGCUUCGGCUGCACGAUUAUCAGGCAGAGUAUGAUUUCUAUCGCGAUCUCGUUGAGAGACCACAGGUAAUACCGUUCAUUUCAGACAAGUUCAAGAUUCCUCCUGUGGUUCUAUAUCAAUGACAUCUUGCCAUUGCCAGUUGAAUCAUAUGUUUUUGUGGAAUUAGUUGAUGUGUUUCUCUGGUUGCAAUUGUUGUAUUCUUGUUGUAAUAGUAGUCUCCCCAAAAGAUACAGUCAAAGAAAAGCACAAUUGUUGAAGAUGUAUGUUUCAUACUUUGACCCUGUACUAUCAAAGAUAGUUUUGGGAAAUAUAAUUUGUAAAAUUGGAAUCCAGAUCAGGUACUCAUUUGCUCUUUUUGAACUUUCUCGACUUGAAUUCUAGGGACUUAUAUGCAU
This is a messenger RNA of Prunus mume (Japanese apricot), 2183 nucleotides long. RefSeq names its product Glycosyltransferase family 29 (sialyltransferase) family protein. Gene Ontology annotation, molecular function: sialyltransferase activity. The record is from RefSeq and is a predicted model, not a curated record. Lineage: Eukaryota; Viridiplantae; Streptophyta; Magnoliopsida; Rosales; Rosaceae.